Messenger RNA from Didymosphaeria variabile, 1566 nucleotides. RefSeq lists its product as uncharacterized. Lineage: Eukaryota; Fungi; Ascomycota; Dothideomycetes; Pleosporales; Didymosphaeriaceae. Bases 1 to 1566 code for a protein of 521 amino acids. The transcript has 3 exons. The record is from RefSeq and is a predicted model, not a curated record.
AUGAGGAAAAGUACUCUCCUAACUGACGCCUUGUCGGGUUCACUGCUAAGACAUGCAAGUAAUCCAAUAACCAAAGUGCUUGCUGUAGAAGCAGAAAAGCUGCGGCAGCAAUGGCUAGAUUUCCGAAAACAGAACUCCAAAGAAGACCAGCUAGAAGUCAAAAACUAUGAGCCCACGAUUGCAGGAGUAUUCAGCAUGGCAAGCGCAAACCAUGAAACCAUCGCCGAAGAACUUUCACAAGCUCUCACAACGAUCAGCGAGCACGUCGCCGCUUGCGAUAUCGAAAUGGAGCUUUUCAAAACCGAAGAGAUGCAGAGCGCCAUCGCAGACCUCUACGCACAUAUCUUUUUGUUUCUCAACGACACCUUGGCGUGGUUCACUAAAAAGUGUCACAGGCGCUUACUAGACUCUAUGAACGAGAAAUUCCUCCAAAGGUUCGAGGCUGAGAUUGAGAACAUCGUCCGGAAGUCUGAGCGUAUCAAGCGGAAAGCGGCUCAGAUGUCCAUGGCAGAGCAACGCGUUACUAGACUCACUCUGGAAGAGAGUAGUAAAGACCUGCGAGUGGGGCUGGAAGGGAUACUGAGAGAGAAUGCCGAGACAAAAUACUAUGCGCGGCAGUUCGCGGACCAGUUCGAGAUGCAGAGAAAAGAGCGAAGAGAGGAACGAGCGAACAAUGCGCUGUUGUAUGAAAGCCUGAUCAAAUUACUUACAGAUGCUGCCGAGUCCAACAGGGAGAGAGUUCCUUCACUGGCGAUAGAGGGAUCUCCCAAUAGCAAGCGCAGGUCGUUGAUCGGAACUUUAUGUGGAGAAAAUGUUAUCGCGAACCGAGACCAACUACUCCUCGAUUCAGCCGUCCUAGAAGACUUCCUUCACCGAGACCGUGUACAACUGGAUCCAUCUCUUUUCGGAGAGACACCAACUUUCUCUGACGCUGUCUCAGCCCUCGCUGAAUGGACGAAGGACUUCGCGUCCCCGCGCAUGCUGUGUAUCUCGUCUAAUGACUUUUCGGGCAAUGACUUCAAUGCUCCACAGUCCAUGCUCGCAGCGCAGUUUAUUGACUUCGCAUCGGUGUCUAAAGUACCCGUCAUCUCCUACUUCUGCGAAAUUCGCCGGAGAGAGAAAUUGCGUGGAAAUAACAGCCCAGAAGUUCAAGGAUUCGUGUCUUUGGUGUAUGGCCUGCUACGCCAGAUGAUCGAGCUACUGCCUAUGGAAUUUGAAACCAGUAGGGACUUUUCCAAGGAGCGUUUCGCGGAACUUGACGGAACACUGCUGACGUGGGGUGUCUUCAAGGGCUUGUUUCGGGACGUACAGAGUGUCUUACCCGGAAAAGUGUACUGUGUUAUCGAUGGCGUACAGUGGCUUGACGACUCUAGCACUUCGAUUUGUAUGACCGAGCUUGUAGAUCUGUUGCGUCUCGAGAAUCUCAAGGUCCUCUUUACCACUUCGGGUUCGUCUCGAAGUUUGCUGGAAAACCUGGAAAGAGAGGAGCUGCACCUGCUGGGAGGCCGGUCGGCGGAAAGCAGCUCAUUGUGGCAAUUGGAAGAAGGGCUACUAGAACGAGUUUGA